AUGAGCACUCCACCCUCGGCACAUGCCUUCCUCGUCCUCCUCCUUCUCGUCCUCGCCGGAGCGGUCAUCGCCUCCGCCGAGAAUAACAAAGACUGUCACCCUAGCGAUAAGGCCGCGCUCCUCGCCGUCAAGUCCGCCUUCGGCAAUCAGAGCCACUUCGCCUCGUGGACUCCUUCCACCCCGUGCUGCGACUGGCACGACAUCACUUGCAACGACGCCGGUCGCGUCAUCAUCCUCCUCUUCUUCGAGGAUGUCAACCUCACGGGCACCAUCCCGGACGCCAUUUCCGGCCUCACCGAGCUUCUCGUCCUCAACCUCUAUUACCUCCCGGCCAUCUCUGGCCCUAUCCCCAAGGGAAUCGCCAAGCUAUCCAAGCUCACCUCGCUCUCCAUCUCUCUUACCUCCGUUUCGGGCCCCAUUCCGUCCUUCCUGGGCGCACUGACCAAGCUCAACGACCUCACCCUCUCCUCCAACUCCCUCACCGGCACCAUCCCGGCCUCGCUCGCAGGCCUCCGUUACUUAGACACCAUCGACCUCAGAAACAACCGUCUCACGGGCACCAUCCCGCCACUCUUCUACAACUCCAAAUCCCCUAUAAUCUCGUACCUUUUGCUCUCCAACAACCACCUCUCUGGCUCCAUCCCGACCGAGUUCGCUGCAGUCGGCUUCCAGUUCAUCGACCUCUCCCACAACGCUCUCACCGGCGACGCGUCCGUGUUCUUCGGCAGGACAAAGGAGCUAGAAAGCAUUAACCUGUCCCACAACGCCCUCAGCUUCGACCUCUCCAGCGUGGAGUUCCCGGAGGAGAUGCAAGCCAUGGAUGCGAGCUACAACGCCAUCCGCGGCGGCAUCCCAGCGCAGGUGGCGAAUGUAACGAACCUGCGGCAGUUCAACGUGAGCUACAACAAGCUGUGCGGCCAGGUUCCGGCCGCCUUGGCGAGGUUGGAUGUCUACAACUUCCAGCACAACAAGUGCCUCUGCGGUGCGCCCCUCCCAGAUCCAUGCAAGAAAUAA
Triticum turgidum subsp. durum (durum wheat) is the source of this 1014-nucleotide messenger RNA. The record is from the annotation of a GenBank genome assembly. NCBI's taxonomy places the organism in Eukaryota, Viridiplantae, Streptophyta, Magnoliopsida, Poales, Poaceae.